GUUGUGACAGGCCAAUGAACGAAUGGUGCAGAGGCAGGACAAAAAGAAGAGAGCCAAUGAUGGAAAGAAGCCCGUGCAUUUUAGCUGAGACAUGAAGAGCUGCAAGGAGUGGCGGAGGGAGCAAAGGAGUGCACAAGCGACGUCUGAAAGUGCGUGAGCGUGCUGAGGAGGAAAACAGGUCGAGGAGUGAACGCGGAGGAGGGAGUGAGUGGAAGACGAUAGGUGGAGCACCCGGACAGGAGAGUGCAUCUGUUGACUUGCGUCCUCUAAAAGACUGAGCCAGACACAGUGAGAGGCAGCCGCUGUGAAGCCAGAGAGCAAUAUAUGAUCCUACAACAACUUUAAGAGCCUGGCUGGGGUGGGGCUCAUUUUGGAAAUCAUGGCCAACAUCACUGCGACUAUACACCCAAGUAGUCUCCCAUGGCACGCCGAGGCGGUCCCUCUCUCCCGUGUCUCCUUGCAGGUCCAGGAGGUCUACCCUUUCCAUGAUGGAUGGAAUGUGGCCUGCUUCAUCAUCCUCCUGCUCUUCAUCCUCACUGUAGUGUCUCUAGCUGCCUUGGCCGUGCUCUAUGAGCUACUGGACUGUGGGUGCUGUGCCAAAGGGAAGACACAUCACCAGCUACAGGAGGAGGGGCCGGGAAGCUGCGGCAAGCUCAUGUCCAGCAUUUGCAAAGAGCCAGAAUCCUGCACUGAGGUGGUAUAGGGGCAGCAUGGAUGAAUUUAAGGAAGCGUAGGAAUUUGGGUUUCAGUUCUGAACUGGGCAAUAGCCCAGCGUAGACCCCGAUGCCCAGAAAAAAGAACUUCUAAAAGUACCCAAUAGUGGUUAAACUGCUCACAGCUAAGACGACGUGGAGGGAAGAGACAAAUUUAGGUGACAGAGCAAUGUAAAAAAGGAAGAGGAGUGAGUCUAAUUAGCUUUUCAUUUCAGUUAGGAGGGGAUCUUUACAAAUCUACAUUUACUACCACUUAACACACAGGGUGGACCCUAGAAGCCAUAUUUUACAUCAGAAACACUACCAGAAGAAAGAGAGAGCACCCAAAUAGUCUACUAAUAAUAGUGCUAAAAAUAGUGCUAAUAUGUGACCAUGUUAACAUAAAAAUACUAGAAAAACCCUAUAUCAGUUGGUUUAAAAAUAAAGUAUUCCUUUGCCCUUUGAAUACUGCACGUAAACAUGAGGCUAUUAUGUCCAUAUCUAAAGAUGUAUCCUAAGUUUCCAACAACUACCAGAUGAUCAAGCUUAGCUGGAGAGCGUUGCUGCUUUAAAUAAAGCCUGUUUUUCUCAGUUCUUUAGUAAAUUGUAUGCCAGUGUUGUCAACAUGUUUAGCAUUUGGUUUGUUGCACAGUGAUGUCAUUUUAUAACGUCAUCUUGAGCACAAUGUAUGAUUUCAUGGGCCUUAACACAAAAUGCCUAAUAAAUUAUCACUGAAUUAUG
This is a messenger RNA of Etheostoma spectabile (orangethroat darter), 1433 nucleotides long. It is a transcript of the gene smim18, whose product is annotated as small integral membrane protein 18. The transcript has 3 exons. NCBI's taxonomy places the organism in Eukaryota, Metazoa, Chordata, Actinopteri, Perciformes, Percidae. The coding region runs from base 380 to 703 and encodes 107 amino acids. The record is from RefSeq and is a predicted model, not a curated record.